UGUGCGAGCGUUACGGCGACGACGACCGUGUGUUGUUGUAGACUGUAGUGCGCGUUCACGUUUCUCCCCGCUCGCUCGCUCUCUGCGUGCGUGUGCGCGACCGUAUCCUCUCGCUCUCGCUAUAUCCAGUCCCCCGGCACCCACCAGCCCGUCCACCAUACACCGCGCCGCACUCUCGCUCGCUCGCUCAUUCGCACCGAACGUGAGCGCUGCCGGUGGUGGGGGGGUCGUGCGACGUCAGUGAACGCGCGCAGGCACCGCACGUCCGAUCUCGGCGGAAUUUAUCGCGUACUCCUCCGUGGCGGACGCCGAUAACGCGUCGUUUUGUUAACAAUUUUUUUUUUUACGUUUUUGAAAAACGCGUACGCGCGCACGUAAUCAGAAUAAUAAUAAAAAAAUCGUACACACACGCAGACGCGCAAUCUCAACUAAAACGACUGCAACAAUAAUACGACAUAAUGCCCAUUCUGCGCCGGGUACGUUCGCUUCGCAUGUCUCUAAAACAGCUAACGAUUAAUGAUAAUAAUAUCAAUAUAUUGUGAUAAAAAAUCAAAAAGAAUUCAUAAUAAUUUCGCACGGGCCACAGCGAUCGUGUUAAGGUAUUAUAAAAUUUCGUGCGGCCGUGACAUAAUAAUAUUACAAUAAUAUUAUAUAAUAUAAUAUAAAUUUAUAUUAUAUAUUAAAUCUCGUCUACGUUCGGUGUGUGCGCCAGCCGAGCCGCUUGGAAAGACGACGACGACGGCAAAGCCAGCCACGACGAAGAGGCGACAUCCGCUUCUCGACUCCGGCGAAAAAUAUUAUUAUUAAUUUUUAUCAUAAUCGCGAAAAAUGCAGCGGCGGUCGGCGCGUACGAACGGCGCCGUUGUGGAAACGCCGCGGCGGCGACGAUCGUAGUGCGUUCGCGCCGUGUGCGUGUGCGUGCGUGCGUACGUGUGCCGCGCGCGCGUAGGCAGUGUGCGUGCGUGUGUGUGCGCCGCCGUCGGUGUGCGCCCGCGCCGGUGUGUGUCGGUGUGUGUGUGUGCGUGUCAGUGUGCGUGCGCGUGUGUGUGUGUGUGUGUGUGCGACGGCGGCGUUCGUACGGACGCGACGCGCCUUGGGUGAGAGCCGCUCGCAAUAAUAAUAUAGCAAUCGCGCGUACCGGAUAACGUAAUAACAAUAACGACGACGGCGGCGGCGGCAGUGCAGCAGCAGCACCUCCACACGGUCGCCGCGGCAGCAGCAGCAGAUUGGAGCGGCUGCUGUUAGAUGCAGGUGGCCACUUUGUUCCGCGAGUCGGCCAAUCUACUCGGUGCCGCUAUGGAACCCGGUUCGUCGACGGACAGCAAUUCGCCCUCUCUGAAGCAACAGCAACAGCAGCAGCAGCAGCAGCAACAACAACAACAAUCUAAUAAUUAUGGUAAUUGUGAUGUUGUUAACAAUGGACCUCAGCCAGCAUCUUCUGUAAAACAAGAAUCUGCCUGUGCAGAUGAUGGAUAUGAAACUAGUGGUGGUGGUACCGAUGCUGAACAAGCUGCAGCAAAACAUUCGGCCGCAGUAGCCGUUGCAGCAGCUACUGCUGCUGCUGCAGCAGCAGCAGCUCAGCAUCAUAAUAAUAUUAUGAACCAGUUACCUCCGAUGCAUCAUCAUCAACAACAACAUAUGAAUACACACAUGCAUCCACAUCACCAUGGUCAUGCUCAUCAUCAUCAUCAAAUGAACAACAUGCAACAACACCAGAUUAAGUAUGAUAUGCCUGAUGAUCCAUAUAGUUUUGUUGAUGAAGAAAUGCAGCAUCAUGGUCAACAAAACUUACAAUACACUGAAGAAAUGAUUCUACAACACAUGCCAAAGAAGCGAGGCAGGAAGAAAAAAUUCAAACCUGAGGAUCAGAUGAGUUUGCAAUGCUUAAACCCUGAUCAAGCAUUUGGAUUGAUGCAACAUAUGUUGCCAAAAGAUAAACUUUUGACAAAUCCUUCCAAGGUAUACAAGGAAAGAAAAAAACAUGACCGUUUUAAUGGUAUGCCUGAAGAAGAGGUAUCAAAGCGUACUUUACCUGACCAUCUAACCAAUAAUUUAGAUAUUGUAAUUAUUGGUAUCAAUCCUGGUUUAUUUGCUGCUUAUAAAGGUCAUCAUUAUGCAGGUCCUGGAAAUCAUUUCUGGAAAUGUUUAUACCUAUCUGGUCUUACACCAGAACCCAUGACUGCUGAUGAUGAUUAUAAACUUCUUCAAAAUGGUAUUGGGUUUACCAAUAUGGUGGAACGAGCUACAAAAGGUAGUGCUGAUCUCACAAGAAAAGAAAUUAAAGAAGGAAGUCAAAUUCUUCUCGAAAAGCUACAACGAUUUAAACCAAAAAUUGCAGUAUUUAAUGGAAAACUUAUUUUUGAAGUGUUUUCUGGGAAAAAAGAUUUUACAUUUGGUCGUCAACCAGAACUCGUAGAUGGAACAAAUACGUAUAUGUGGGUAAUGCCAUCAUCUAGUGCCCGUUGUGCACAAUUGCCACGAGCAGCUGAUAAAGUACCAUUUUAUGCAGCGUUGAAGAAGUUUCGAGAUUAUUUAAAUGGUCUGGUGGCCGAAAUUGAUGACAGUGAAGUGGUAUUCUCAUUUACUAAAUUAAAAAAUUAUUAUGAGCCAGAUAUCAAAGAAGAACCUAAAGAUGAAGUGCCAUCAGUGUAUUUCAACAAUUAUAAUUCUGUAGUUGAAAACCAAGAAACAUUAGAAAAUAUUGCCGAUGUUAAGGAUGAACCACCUGUGGUUCAAAAGAAAAAACGAGGGCGACCGAAGAAAAUAAAAACUAAAGAUGGAAUACCUGAAGAAGUGAAAGUCAAACGCCCUAAACCUCAGGUAGUAGAAGAACGAGAAGGAAUGCCUAAAAAGAAAAGAGGCCGGCCAAAAAAAAUUAAGCCUGACCCAAAUCAGUUACCACCAACAAAUAAUGUUGUGCCACCAGUUUUGUCUUGUGAACACAGUAACCCAUCAACUCAAUUAUCUAAUUGUUUCUCUCCACCAAUUCAGUCUCCGAUGAACUUGUCACAGUUAUAUGGAGGAAAUAAUGUUAUAAAUAAUAUAUAUAACAACCAAAGCUCUUCACAUUCACCAAUAUCUAAUAGUGGCGGUGGUGGUGGAAGUGGAGGUGGCGGUGGUGGUGGCAGUAGUGGUGGAAACAACAAUGCGAAUUUUCACCAUCAUCGUUCGCCGAUUCAAUCUCAACAACAUAGGUAUUCACAGUCACCACAAGCUCCAUCCUUCACACAUUCUGAUUUGUCAUCAGAAAUCAGUGCAGCUAUCUCUUCAGAACAUAAUUUAGGAUCACGAUCUCCAGCAUCACCCAGUUUGGGUCCCCCCGAUUUUGAGCCACCAGCUAGCCUGUUGGCCGAAGAUAAUAGUCCUCACAGCAGUCAACAUAGUGGCGGUGUAACCAAAGAAGAUCUAAUUGGCGUUGACCAACACUCUAGACCAUCACAAAUGGAAUGUCAGUUUAAUAAUUCAAUCGGUGGAUCACAGCAACCACAAAAAACGAAUACAAAGAUGGAUAUGCAUCAUUAUCCUCAAUCGCAUGGAUAUGAUGAAUAUUCAGGCAAUGUAGAAUCUGUAGCAGGAUCUCCGGCCUAUCCUCCAGCAGAAUCUCCAGUAUAUCCUCCACCACCAACUGGAUAUCCUCAACAACAACAACAACAACAGCAGCAGCAGCAGCAACAACAACAACAUCCACACCAACAAAAGAUAACAAAUAAUCAAGAUGUUACAGCAAAAAGUUUGUCAGGCUUGGAAUCUUUGGUUGAACAAAUUCCUAACAUGAAUGAUAGUGAUGUACAGCAUGGUGGACAUCACCAUCAUCAUCAUCAGUAUAUGGAUGAAUCAAAUUCAGGCUACAUGCCCAAUGAUUACUCUUGUUCCCCCUCUUUAAAUUAUUCUUAUUCGUCAUCGCCUUGUGCACCCCAAGGAAAUAUGAACAACUUUUCAGUAAGUUCGUUAACAAAUGGGGCAAAUCAUCAUCAUCAACAAGCCACAAUGUCUCAACCUUCGACAUUCUCUGUUAGCAAUCUUACAUCUUCAUCGUACCCACCGCCACCACCUACAAUAAAUUAUAAUCAUCAUCAUUCGGGUGGUGUUAUGAUGGACAUGGAUAGACUACAACAACAGUAUCAACAGCCAUACAACAAUCAGUAUGCCAGCUCAAUGCAAUUUAAUGGGGGAUUAGGACCACCUGGAAAUGGAUAUUCACAUAACACUCACAACAUACACAUGCCAACUCCAAAUUUCCCUUAUCCACCUCAAAACUCCAUGUCUUAUGGUAACAACAAUAGUGGUAAUGGAGUUUCACCUUAUAUCCAAUCGAGUGGUGGGUAUUUGUCUGUAAACCGUAUGGAUAUUGGAUAUGGUGGUGGUAACUAUUAAACUCGCGGAAACGCUGUAAAAAGACUGCGAUAUUUUCUCUGAUAUUUUUUCAACCAUCGCAUUGUAUUAAUCUCUUUUAUCAAUUGUUUAUAAUAAUAUUAUUUGUAAAUAUUAUAAUACUUGGUUAUAUAUUCAGGGAACGGUUCAUUGACGACUUGUAUGCAACUAUGAGAAUAGUUUGAGUUAUUAUCUCAUGAUAUUUAUCUUUUAUCAAUCAUAUUACAUUUUUUUCAUAUCCUGAAUUCGAUUUAAUAACAUGUAAAUACUCUUAUUUUACUUUCAUAUUUUUAUUUAAUAAAUUUGAGUAAAAAAAAAUACGCCGAAGUUACCACAGAGUAUUAAAUUUACUAACUUCGUAUACAAUGGCACACUAGAUUCUUAUGAUAAAUUUAUAUUUUUCUCUUUUUAUGAAAAUUCUACCUUAAAAAAAAAAAUAAUCUGUUAAAUAAAACUAUUCUCUAUUUGUUCGGCGAUAUCGUAAUUUUGCGAUUUUAACUCGAAUUUGUUCAAUGUCAUCUUUUUGCUCAACCAAUAUUAUUGUUAUAUUAUUAGAGUAAUACAAUAUUUUCACGUUACCAAUAUUUAUCCUCCUAAGUAUUUUUUGUUUUCGUGUACAUUGGUAUAUUAUUUGUUCAAAUGGUUCGUGGGUUCCUAUCAGUUGAUUUAUGAUUUGUCCGAAAGUAUUGUGAUUAUUAUAUACAUUUUGACUGGGUUUGUGCAAUUAAAUCAGUUACCUCCGGUUCGUUUAGAUUAUAUUGGUCCAAGAACCGCCAAAUUCAUAAUAUAUAUAUAUAUAUAUAAAAUAAAAUGUUAUAUAGAUAGAAUACAUCAAAUUAUUAAAUUUGACUUAGAUUGGACAUUCCAAAAAAAAAAUAAAAAAAUGGAACUUCUUGUUAACAAAUGUAUGUAAUAAAUCAUAAUAAAGGUUUGAUACAAAAAUCACUGUGUUUCACAACUGUUUCACUUUUAAAUAAUUUUAAAAUGUGCAAGAAUUAUUUUAUUUCAACACAAUAAUUUUACCCCAGCAUAUAUCCAAUUUCAACUGAUAAUAUUAUUGCGAAACUCCAAAACGAUCACACUUUAUUCUAAUUAUAUUAUUAAAUUAACUUAGGAAAAUAACAACUUCUAAGAUCUAUAUUUAAUUAAUAAGUAUAAUGUUCUAUAAUCGCAUUCUGAAACUGCAUAGAUCAUAUAUGUCAGUUAUUAUUUAUUUAACACUUUUUCAUUCGAUUUCUAUGUUUAGUUUACACCAUUAGUAGAAUUUUAAGUGUAUAUUAUAAAAUAGAACUUAACUAAUAACAUAAGAGGAGCAAAUAUAAUAGCAUAGUAAGAGUAUUAUAUAUACCAUCUGUAUUGAGAAGACAUUUUGCUUAUUGAAUGAACAUCAUUUGAUUUUAAAUGUGCUUAAAUGAAAAAUAAUACUCAUUUCUAUUAAAUUUUUAAAGAUUUCGUUAAAAUGU
This is a messenger RNA of Myzus persicae (green peach aphid), 5834 nucleotides long. RefSeq lists its product as uncharacterized. Gene Ontology annotation, biological process: base-excision repair, AP site formation. The record is from RefSeq and is a predicted model, not a curated record. The coding region runs from base 1246 to 4374 and encodes 1042 amino acids. Gene Ontology annotation, molecular function: DNA binding; mismatch base pair DNA N-glycosylase activity. NCBI's taxonomy places the organism in Eukaryota, Metazoa, Arthropoda, Insecta, Hemiptera, Aphididae. The transcript is spliced from 7 exons. Gene Ontology annotation, cellular component: nucleus.